GAGGGAGGACGGGGCGGGCGGAAGACAGGUCGACGUUGCCCGGGCCGGUGUCUUUCUGCUCCUGCUUUUGCAACGCCGUCAUGGCCGCGGCUCUCCGUCCGGGCGCCUCCUCUGCUGCCGCCUGCCUAGCUCUGUUGCUCGGCUGUCUCGUCUUGCGCGGGGCUUCCGCGUGGGCGGACGAGAUGGAGACGGAGGACAGCGACGACACGGACCCCCACACGCGGCACCUCUACAACGCCGAAAUGCUGCGCCAUGGCGUCCAGAGCGCACCGCACUUCAUCAUGUUCUUCGCCCCGUGGUGUGGGCAUUGCAAGAGUCUUCACUCAACUUGGAAUGAACUUGCGAAGAAAUACAACAACAUGGAUAAUCCACAGGUCUAUGUUGCAAAAGUGGACUGCACUGCAGAUACUCCAGUGUGUUCUGAACAUGAUGUCAGGGGAUACCCAACUCUAAAAUUACUUAGACGACACCAAGAAGAUGCAAAAUAUCAGGGACCUAGAGAACUUGAGUCACUAGAGAAAUGGAUGUUGAAGACAUUAAGAGAGGGAUAUGAUGAGGAAGAACCUAAAUUGAAGCGAUCAAAAGCACCUGAUAUAAAGCAAGGUCUUUAUGAGCUCUCAGAAGCUAAUUUCAAGCAACAUGUAGCAGAAGGCAAUCACUUCAUCAAAUUCUAUGCUCCUUGGUGUGGCCAUUGCAAGGCAUUGGCACCUACUUGGGAACAGUUAUCUCAGUCCCUUGAACAGUCAAAGUCCGUCAAGAUUGGCAAGGUGGACUGCACACAGCAUGCUGCAAUCUGCUCAGAAAAUCAGGUGCGAGGUUAUCCAACUCUGCUUUGGUUCAGAGGGGGAGAAAAGGUUGACCAAUACAAAGGAAAGAGAGAUUUAGAUUCUUUGAAAGAGUAUAUUGAAUCUCAAUUAAAAGAUUCCAAGGAAGCCAUGAAUGAUGCUAAACCCACCAAAGCACCUAUAGAAACAACUCCUGAGGGCAAAGUUCUUUCCCUCUCUGAAAAAGAUUUUGAUAAAGAAGUAGCUAAGGGGAUCACUUUCAUCAAGUUUUAUGCUCCAUGGUGUGGACAUUGUAAAAACCUGGCUCCCACAUGGGAGAACCUCUCAAAAAGGAAAUUUCCAGGACCAGUGGAUGUCAAGAUAGCAGAAGUAGACUGCACUGCUCAACGCAAUGUCUGCAACAGAUUUUCUGUCCAUGGCUACCCAACACUCUUACUUUUCCGUAGUGGUGAGAAAAUAACUGAACACACAGGAGCCAGAGAUCUCGAAUCACUGCACAACUUUGUUCUGGGUCAGGCCAAGGAUGAACUGUAAAAUUGUACCUGCUUAGUUGCUGCUUCUUUAGCUGGGUCCAGUAAACUCUGAAGUUGAACCAUGGUAAUGUUAUUGGAUUUCCAAUAGUGGUUAUGCGGGAAACUGGAUGUUCUAAAAUGUGGUAUCGUCUAUGCAUACGUUUGUGUUUUCUAUUAUCUACUCUGCUAAACUUGAGGGAAGAUUACAACAAAUAGUAACUGUUCAAAUUAGGAACCAGUAUUUAUGGUAUUGGUUACAUCAAUGAAUUUCCACUUGUCCUAUGAUGAAAAAAUUGUGUUUUGAAACAAAAAUUAAGAGAAAAAAAGGCUUAACAUCAGGACACAUUAGUUUCACUGCAGAUAACACAUUAGUACAAUAUCGGCUACAUAAAAUUUGCAGAGUUUAAUCCCCAUUUGUCAACCUGUUGCAUCACUAUCUUAAUCUCCUUCAGAAACCAAAUUAGAAGAAAUUCUAAAGCACACAGACAGACAAACACUUAGGAAGCUAUCCCUGGCUAUUUGCUUUCUGUUGUUGUCUCCUCUCAUGAGGAUGUGCAAUGAAAAUUAAUGGUACUACAGAUGUCUAGAUAUUGGACGAUGCUACUUCUCAGCUAAGCUCAUACUCCAUUUAAUUAAAUUGAAUGACUUGGCUGUCUUCACGUAGAUUUGAUGUUCAUUUCAAUUCCAAAGAGUAUAAAUAAAAUUUUACUGGGUGAGGAUUGUCCCCUAUUUACAACCUGUCAAAUUCAGAUUAGCUAGGAUCCAUGUUUACAUAUGAACAAGUAAAACUUUAGAAGUCUAUGAAAGACCUUCUCUUUUCCCAGGUCCACAGUAACAAAGAAAUCAAACUUGCUUAUAGAAUUUUUCUAGAAGAUUUGUAGGUUUGUAUAUUCUCCAGCCCCAUCCAAUCUUGUUUCCAAUUUAGUAUGCCCUAAGAGAGAGAAUUAAAGCCAAAGAUUUUCUUGUGCAAGUAGUGAUACAAGAUCGAACUAUAGCAGCUAAAUCUUGAUCUAAUUUGCAUAUGGAUUAUUGCCAUCUUUACGAGUUACGGGUCAUUAUCUGCAGGUCUAUACAGAAGAUAUACAAUAUUCAUAGCCAUGUCUAGAUGCUCUGUUUUGUACUCUAGUUUGUCCUUCCUUCAUUUUUUGAAGGCUAGAGAAUUUGUCCAGAACAAAGCUGGAAAAAACAUUUGUGAAUUAUGGAAGUUAACUGAAAGGGCUAAUCACAUAAGGCAGAGAAAUCAACACAUAUUUCUGCCUUAAAAGGAGCUUUUAUUCAUUUUAAAAACCUAAAGAAGCACAAUCUUAUGAGCUGGCUAAGUUGUAAUUCAUGAGUUUCUUGUACAAAAUCAAGUGGUACAAUUGUUUACACAAUUUCUGAAUAAAUUUUUUUUAAAAAA
This is a messenger RNA of Protobothrops mucrosquamatus (brown spotted pit viper), 2696 nucleotides long. It is a transcript of the gene TXNDC5, whose product is annotated as thioredoxin domain containing 5. Bases 81 to 1319 code for a protein of 412 amino acids. The record is from RefSeq and is a predicted model, not a curated record. The transcript has 10 exons. Lineage: Eukaryota; Metazoa; Chordata; Lepidosauria; Squamata; Viperidae. Gene Ontology annotation, molecular function: protein disulfide isomerase activity. Gene Ontology annotation, cellular component: endoplasmic reticulum. Gene Ontology annotation, biological process: protein folding.